Molecule: messenger RNA, 1320 nt
Organism: Saxophila tyrrhenica
Lineage: Eukaryota; Fungi; Ascomycota; Dothideomycetes; Mycosphaerellales; Extremaceae
Gene: ATG4
Product: Cysteine protease atg4
Exons: 2
Coding region: 1-1320 (439 amino acids)
Molecular function (GO): protein-phosphatidylethanolamide deconjugating activity
Source: RefSeq, a predicted model, not a curated record
AUGGCCCAGGCAGACUUUGCCCGCUUCAGCAGAAAGGUGGUGCAGUACUUCUGGGACCCUCUGCCAAAGAACGAAGACUCCUCGCCGAUAUGGUGCCUGGGCCGGUCGUAUGACUCCCGCUACCAGGAAGCUCGACAGCCGAAGCUCUUGGGCGCUUCUCCCUCCGCGCAGUCCGACUCGAGCACUUCGCAAGCAGACUCCGCUGUAGUCACCGACAGCAAGCCUGCGAAAGGUGAAGAAGAUGAGACACGCACGGAAGCACUUGCGAAGAGCCAGGCAGAUCUCACCAGAUCGGAGGAAGAAGCACUGGGAUGGCCGCCAGAGUUCCUGGACGAUCUGGAGAGCAGGAUAUGGUUGACCUACCGAAGCAACUUCUCGCCCAUAGCGAGAUCACCAGACUCUGCUGCAGCUUCGGGUAUGUCCUUUGCUACCAAGCUACGGAAUCUGGGCAAUCAAGGUGGCUUUUCGAGUGAUACCGGCUGGGGGUGCAUGAUAAGAAGCGGGCAGAGCUUGUUGGCGAAUACACUGGCGAUUUUGCAGCUGGGCAGGGAUUGGAGGAAGGGGGAGCAGACCCAGGCACAUCGUGAUCUGCUUGCAAUGUUCGCCGAUACGCCCCAAGCGCCCUUCAGCAUACACCGCUUCGUCGAGCAUGGAGCGCAGGCAUGUGGGAAGCACCCUGGAGAGUGGUUCGGUCCCAGCGCAGCCGCUCGAUGUCUACAAUCCCUAACAGACAAACACCCCACCGCCAAUGUCCGCGUCUACGCCCGCCCCGACGACAGCGACAUCUACACCUCCUCCCUCCUCGCCACCGCCACCCAAAAGUCCCCCGACGACUCCUUUCAACCCACCCUAAUCGUGCUCGGCAUCCGCCUGGGCAUCGACCGCAUCACGCCCGUCUACCACGCAGCCCUCAAACGUGCCCUCUCCAUGCCGCAGAGUGUGGGAAUCGCGGGCGGAAGACCGAGCGCUUCGCAUUACUUCAUCGGCCAUCAAGGCGACCAGUUCUUCUAUCUGGAUCCGCACUCCACUCGCCCGUUACUCUCCGCAGAUCCGACGGAGGAGGAGGUGGAGGCGUGUCAUACGAGGAGAGUAAGAAGGCUGGGUAUUACGGAGAUGGAUCCGAGCAUGCUGAUCGGCUUCCUCGUGCGAAGCAGGGAGGAGUUCGACGAUUUGAGGAAGAGUAUCGAAGGGGCAGAGGGGAAGCAGAUCGUGCAUAUCCACGACACAGAGCCUGCGAGCUUUGCGCCUGGCAGAGGGCACGAGAGGCCUGGGGCAGUGGAUGAAGUGGAAGCCUGGGAUGAGACCGGGGAGGAGUGUUGA